Molecule: messenger RNA, 1732 nt
Organism: Ziziphus jujuba (common jujube)
Lineage: Eukaryota; Viridiplantae; Streptophyta; Magnoliopsida; Rosales; Rhamnaceae
Product: malonyl-CoA:anthocyanidin 5-O-glucoside-6''-O-malonyltransferase-like
Exons: 1
Coding region: 155-1543 (462 amino acids)
Source: RefSeq, a predicted model, not a curated record
AUUUUACUUGAAGAAAGACAAUAUUCUUUUAUUUAUUUAUUAUUAUUAUUGUGAUUACUUACUCAGAUUUGUAGGUUAUAUAUCAGUAACGAUCACAAUUGCCCUUGAGCAAAAACAAACCUUGACCCCAUUCAACUUAUCUUCUGUCGUUGCCAUGGCCAACCUAAACUCCUCCAUCAAAAUAGUUGAGGUCACCACUGUGACUCCUCCACAAGACUCUAAAACACCCAACUCUUUACCUCUUACGUUUUUCGACUUGGUUUGGUUACGAUCUCCACCAACCAAACGUCUUUACUUGUACGAACUUCCAACAGUCUCCACAGCUACUUUCUUCGAUUCCGUACUUCCAAAACUAAAACACUCCUUAUCGCUCACACUCCGCCACUUCCUACCUCUGGCCGGAAACAUAAGCUGGCCCGAAACUUCUCCUAAACCGCUCAUCGACUACGUCGGCGGCAGCGACGAUGGUGUUUCGUUCACCGUGGCCGAGUCCGACGCCGAUUUCUAUGAUCUAUCUGCUGCUGACAUCAAUGAAUCCACCGCAUCUCAUCUUCUCGUUCCCGAUUUGGCAGUUUCGAAGGAAAAAGCAGCAGUGACAGCAUUGCAAAUAACUGUGUUUCCAAACCGUGGGUUUUCCAUUGGAAUAACCACCCACCAUGCUGUCCUGGAUGGUAAAUCCUCAACUUCAUUCAUCAAAGCAUGGUCCCACAUAUGCAAAAUCGGAGAUCAGUACUCAACGGCGUCGUUGCCGGAGCUUAAUCUAUUGUACGACAGAUCCGUGAUAAAAGAUCCGAAGGGUCUCGAAGCAAUCUACGUGAAUAACUGUCUACAAUCUGGAGGACCCAACAACAAAAGCUUGCUACCGGAUCAUAAACCCAGAAUCCCAUCGGAUACGGUUCGGGUCACUUUCCAAUUGAGCCGUGUAAAAAUAGAAAAACUGAGAGAGUUUGUGAAAGUGGAAAUGGCAAAGAGGAAGGACCAAAAUCCACAUCAUGUGUCGACGUUUUCGCUGACGGUUGCUUACACGUGCACUUGCUUGGCCAAAUCUGAAGGGUUAAGCUCCGAGAUCGAGCUGGUACUGAUUUCCUUCGGUGUGGAUUGUAGAUCUAGGUUGGAACCUCCGGUGCUUGGGUAUUUUGGUAAUUGUAUGACUCUGAAAGUUGCAUUUGCAGAGGCAAAAGGUGUAAUGGGAAAGGAAGGGUUUCUUGUAGCUGUGAACGCCAUAAGCGAAGCUAUAAAAAGCUUGGAAACCGAUGGGAUUUUUCAUGGAGCAGAGAAUAGGGUUGCAGGGAAGCACAGUUUGCCUCCGUUUAAAUUGUAUAAUUUUUCAGGGUCUCCUCGGUUUGAGGUUUAUAAUAGUGAUUUUGGAUGGGGAAGACCCACAAAGGUGGAUAUGCCUUGCUUUGAUACAAACAGUGCGAUUUCUCUUUCGGAUAGUAAAAAUGGUGAUGGUGGGGUUCAGAUUGGUUUGCCUCUGAAUAAACAUAUUGUGGAAGCUUUUGCAUCUCAGUUUGCUAAAGGUCUUGAAGACCUACCAUUUUAGUCUUUUUCUUCUUUAUGGAUCUUUAUCUACUUUCUACUUUUGUCAUUUUCUAAAUAAAAACCGAUGUGGUAUAAUGGAUCAUCGUGUUCUGGUCGAUUAAACUGCAUCUUCUUUUUCUUCAUAAUUCUUAAAUUAAUUAUCGUUUAAUAUUCUCAUCUUAUAUAUAAAAUGAAAGGGAGCUUCUUCACA